Tribolium castaneum (red flour beetle) is the source of this 3702-nucleotide messenger RNA. RefSeq names its product Reversion-inducing-cysteine-rich protein with kazal motifs (gene Reck). Gene Ontology annotation, cellular component: plasma membrane. The record is from RefSeq and is a predicted model, not a curated record. Gene Ontology annotation, biological process: extracellular matrix organization. Bases 630 to 3218 code for a protein of 862 amino acids. The transcript is spliced from 6 exons. Lineage: Eukaryota; Metazoa; Arthropoda; Insecta; Coleoptera; Tenebrionidae. Gene Ontology annotation, molecular function: metalloendopeptidase inhibitor activity; protein binding.
AUACAGGUUUAACACUUGGAACAAAUUAAUAGACACGUUUAAUUUUAUUUAUUGAGACAAGUGAGGUGUGUUUAACCGCUGAUUUUUCUGAUUUAUUGUUCGCAUUGUUACGGCUUUUUGGCACCACUUGACAGGCAAAGAGGUGUUGUAAUGGCAUUUUAACGUGGACCGGUUUGGAAUUUUGCAAAUAAAAAUAAUUCUCAAAAAAAUUGAGCAGUUGGUGGUUUGUUGCGUGGUUGCUUUCUCUUCUCGUCUCGUUUGAAACAAUCGAUUCGUGACAAAGUUCCGCUCCUCCAACAUGGGGGUUUUAUUUGCAGAUGUGCGAUACGAGGCUACUUGAAUCUGCACCGUGCUCAGAUGUCCAACGUUUGGAUUUAUGGGCCAUUCGAGUGGCGCGCCUUCGUGCUGUGGAUGGUCCCAACAUUGGGCCUUUAAUAAGAAGGAACGAUAAUGAUCUCAGUCACUGAUUCAAUAAACUUGGGAUUAUUUGUUCGCGCUUUAAACUUAUGACAUGUCAUCGAAUAUGGUGAUCUCAUUUUUACAUAUAAUCGUAUGCAGCGAUUGAAUUCCGGAUCGAAAACUUGUUGCCUGCUGCCCACGACUUGACACAACUGAAACCAAACAUAGAUAUGUCGCGUGGAGAGUCGUGGUCAGGCCGCGUCUGCUGCCCCAUCCCCCAAAGCAACAGCUGCCGAAAAGCUUGCAUUACUGCAACCUCCACUCAAGACCUGGCCCAAGGUUGCCGCCAAAGCGACGAAAUCGAAUUUUUCCGCUGCUUAGAACGCCAAAAAAGCGGAGAAGAGUGUUGCAGUAAUGCGAGAAGUGACGAUUGCCACCAGGUGUGUCUUGAAAUCUUUAGGAGUCGGUGGACGCCUAAUCCGCCACUACGACUCAAAGUCCAGGAAAUGUGCGAAGCCAACAGUCCCAAAGUCAUGGACUGUGUCAAGGAUUUCAUUAAAGUGACGCCGGCAAAGGAUUUACACAAAAAGAAGCACUGUUGCGACAUGUCCAACCAGAGCAAGUGUCGCGAAACUUGCAAAAAACUACUCUCUAUGAAAAAUAUCACGGUCCAAGAGAGCAUAGAUGGGUUACAGUUGGGUGGGUGUGGGUCACCUCUCCCCCAGGAGUACUUCUGGUCCUGUUUCCUCAAAUCGACCGAAACUGCUGAAACCACAGUCGAAGUUUCACGAAUCGAAAGGGUUGGGAUGGAUUCGGCAAAAUCCCACUGUUGUCCAAGGGCCGCAAGUCACUCGUGCCAAAAACUGUGCACUAAGACAUUCACCAAGUUUUGGUCAACGUCCUGGGACGAGUUUUACAAUCGGUGUUUGACGCAAGUCAUGGAGGAGAACUUAAGGAAUUGUAUCGAUGAAGUGGACGAACCAUGCGAGCUUGGAUGCGAUGGUCUUAGUUUUUGUACAAAUUUCAACAACCGACCGACUGAGUUGUUCCGUUCUUGUAACACUCAAGCAGACGAAGCGGCCCGGAAUGACGUUUCCGUGUGGCAAUUUCAGAACAAAUUAACACUCCCUGGACUUAUCCUCCCACUUAAAAACAUCUCUCAAUGCUCGCCAAAUGUCUGGAAGACUGUGGCCUGCACUCUCCAGAUUAAACCCUGUUCGAGGCACAGUCAUGCCAAUCAAAUUUGUCGCGACGUUUGCCUGGAUAUUCUCUCGAAAUGUGUGGAUUGGACCCGAAUAUCACCUGAACAUUCGGCUGAAACGAUCUGUGCUAGUUUAUCACCCGAAGAUCCGAACGUUUCCUGCAUCCGUCUUCAAAAUUUCCUAUAUCCAAGUGAGACAAGUGUCCAGAGAAUCAGCGAACAGGUUUUUUCGCCGUGUAAAGGCAACCCAUGUGAGCCCAACGAAGUGUGCCUUUUAAACCGAAAAUGCAUCCAUGGGACCAAUUGUCUCCCGUACAAGUGUGUCCCUGGGUGCAAACUAGGCGAAGUGAGCGAGUACAAAGUACCACACGGUACCUAUGUCUGGAUCCCCAAUGACAAUAACAACAAACAACAAAGUUGCUUGAAGAUUUGUAAAUGCAACGCGGGGAAAAUCGAAGAAUGCCAACCUCUCCUGUGCGUCAAACUCAAACCAUGUCUCAUGGGCACCGCCAUGCAUGGUACUUCAUUUAAUAUCGACUGCAAGACGUGUAGUUGUUUUGCGAGUGAGGAUAUUUGUAGCAAGAAACAAUGUGAAAGUAGUGCCCUGACGGGCGAAAACACAGCUUACACCACACUGCCUUGUAAUUGUGUCCCACAUUACGUACCAGUGUGUGGGAAAGAUGGUAAUAAUUACCCAUCGGCCUGUUUAGCCAAGUGCGCCGGUUUGACCGACUCUGAGAUUGAACCAGCCCCAUGUGAGGACCCAUGCCGCUCCCACACCUGUCCCAUCGGCCACAAGUGCGUCCCAAGACCCCAAAUUUGUCUCUUCUCGCGCGAGCAUCGCGAUUGCAAACAAUACGAGUGCAUUAAUGGUACCACCAAUUGCCACAACCUGCCCAAAUCCCCCGUCUGCAGUACCAACAACACCGAAUUCGACAACUCCUGUCUUUUGGCGCACCAUAACGCCAAACUGGCCUACCAUGGCCCCUGUUUGCGCAACUGCCGCCACGAAGGAGUCGUUUGUGGUUUCAAUGGUCGCACCUACAUCUCAGAAUGUGCAGCAUGGGCUGACAUGGUCUCCGUUGAUUACGUUGGGCGUUGUAGAAGAGUCGGUUUAAUUGGAACCACCAAAACCAAGCGAUGUCCCGACGUGAAAUGCCAGGCUUUGCCCGACCCCAAUUGUCUCGGAGUGACCCCACCGGGGGCUUGCUGCCCCAUUUGUGGCGGUACCCUUAACUUGCUCUACUCCCGCCAGCAAAUAAACCGAGCUUUGUAUGCCCUGGACACAAACACUGAUUCCCUGACUUUGAAAGCGAUGCUCAAAGCUCUGGAUCGGCAAAUUCAAGUCGCGCAAUGUGUACUUCGAGGGUAUUUGACUGUGGAAAUGGAUAUUUUCGUGACGGUGCAAACGACAGAGAAGUACCCGUCCAAGUUGCAGCUCGAGGCUUGUGUGCAAGAGGCGGAGAAGAUCGCAAGUUUGGUCAAUAUGCAAAGUCCGAGGAUUGUGAGUGAAGUUACGUUGAGUUCGCUCACUUUGGCUAAUGUUAUCCAUGUGAAUUCGGCGUCGAGUUUGGGGGCAACGAUGGUUUUUGUGGUUUUGUUAUUGAGAUUGUUUUGAGCUAUAAGUAGGUUCUACCAAAAACUUUGAUCUCGCGGAAAAGAGGCCAAAUAUUAUAUACCAAAGAAUAUGCGACUGCGGUUGUGCCAUCGCUCUAUUUUCGGCGCUUUGACAAUUACGCUUCUAUUUUUAGAGCGUUACAAAGGAACUUGGAUCGUUGGGAAAAUUAUGCAAAGACUUACACACAAGUGCCAAAUUGCGUUGUUAGGGUGGGCCAGUUUCUAGCAAGUCUGUGAUAAUUAUUAUGUACGAUAUUGUGUAAAUAACUGAUACUUUACGCGGUUUAUUAACAGAGCUGUAAAUAACAAAUGUAAAUAGAAGAGAUGAUUUUAUACCGCUUUGUUUAUUUUAACAAGUUUAAGACUCGACAAUCAGUUAUAGUUAAGUUUUAUCUGUCGUAAUUUGAUUUUAUUUCUUGUGUAAUUUUAUAACCAAAUUAUUUUGUAAUUUAUUGAAAUACAUUAUUAAAAAAACUAUCGGAUUC